Messenger RNA from Sphaerodactylus townsendi, 6158 nucleotides. It is a transcript of the gene LIN54, whose product is annotated as lin-54 DREAM MuvB core complex component. NCBI's taxonomy places the organism in Eukaryota, Metazoa, Chordata, Lepidosauria, Squamata, Sphaerodactylidae. The record is from RefSeq and is a predicted model, not a curated record. Gene Ontology annotation, cellular component: nucleus. Gene Ontology annotation, biological process: regulation of DNA-templated transcription. The transcript is spliced from 16 exons. The coding region runs from base 502 to 2919 and encodes 805 amino acids.
GUUGCUGAGCUGGGAUGUGAUGGUGAUGACGAAGUGAAAAUGGCGGAUCUUUCGAAAUCCUAUCCCGGCCCCUGACAUACCAGAGACAGCAGCUCAACAGCCCGAAGAGGCUCCCCCUUGCCUUGCCUGCUGCUGCCAGAAGCCUCCCUCUUCCUCGCUUCCUCCUGGUCUUGACUCAACCGCCUCCCAGCUAUUCAAAACACUUCGAGGGGGGAAGCCCCCCCCUUUCCUUCCAAGGCUGGAACUUAGCAGCACUGGAUGACUGCGCCCCAGAGAGAGGGUGAGAGAGACGCACCAGGGCCCCGGCUGCAGGAGAUCAGGGAAAAUUGUGGCAUACCAGUUUGGAAAUUGAAGAGAUUGCCUUUCCCUAAGAGAGCUGGUGCUUAUCUUUGGAUGCAUCGAUGGUGCUGUGUUAUAUUGCUGCAGGAGGUGGUCUGAUGUAAAACAGGGUUUAAAACAAAUUCAGCGCCUUGUCUUUGGUUCUCCAUCGACGUUUCCAGCAUGGAGGUGGUGUCAGCAGAGGUGAACAGCUUGCUCCCGGAGGAGAUAAUGGACACGGGGAUGACGCUGGAGGACGAUGAGAACAUCGAGGCUGUUAUUGUGUCAUCUCCCAUGGGCGACUCCAUUCCCAUGGAAACGGAGCUCGAAGAAGUGGCCAAUAUAAGCUCAGUGAGAGACUCUACAGCGGCCUCGUCCUCCAUCACCGCAGAGACUGUGACCGUGUCCAGCAACUGCAUGAGCCAAGUCGUGGGCAAUACUGCCAUUGCAAAAAUCGACCCUGGUGCUGCUCCGCCCUCUUCCUUCCAGAGCGGCCUCCAAAAGCUCGGCGCUCCAACUCCCGUCACCAUCUCAGCGAACCAGAUAAUUCUAAACAAGGCGACUGACCUGAAAAUUGGCAACCAGACAAUAAAACAGGAAGGUCAGAAGCUCAUUGUCACAGCUCUGGGGAAGCCCGGGCAACCCAUUGUCUUGGCCCUGCCCCACAGCCAGCUGCCCCCGUCUCAGAAAGCCCCGUCCCAAGCACAAGCGAGCGACUCCAAAGUUCCCACGCAGCAGUUCAAAGUGGUGACGAUCGGAGGAAGGCCGGAGGUGAAGCCUGUGAUUAGCGUUUCGUCCUUGACUACGGCAAGCCAGCUGGUCAGCCCUGCCACCCAGUCCUCAGUGCUGCAGACCCAGCAGUUAAAAGCCGUGCAGAUCGCAAAGAAAACCAGAACACCCACCUCCGCACCAGUGAUCACCAAGCUGAUCUUCACAAAACCAAUCAACAGCAAAGCUGUAACAGGGCAGACAACUCAAGUGUCACCAAUCAUUGCAGGUAGAGUUCUGUCGCAGACUAAUCCAGGAACACCUCCCAAAACUGUAACCAUCUCGGAAAGCGGAGUUAUCGGGACUACAUUAAGUUCUACUAUACAGCAGACACAAAAUAAAAUCGCUAUCUCCCCCCUGAAAUCUCCUAACAAGCUAACAGUGGUGUCAGUCGCUUCUCAGCCUCCAAAUUCCCCUCAGAAAGCGGUCAGCGUUCCUCUCAACGUAGCCCUGGGGCAGCAGAUUCUCACAGUGCAACAUUCAACGCCCACUUCACCAGGCAAGGCGGUAACUAACAAUACAACCGCUCAGCAGGCGGUGAAAUCUGCAGUACAGACCCUCACUGUGGGGGGAGUGAAUACACCUCAGUUUAAAACCAUCAUUCCCUUGGCGACGGCAUCAAAUGUCCAGCAGAUCCAAGUACCCGGAAGCAAGUUCCAUUAUGUCCGGCUUGUCACGGCCACCACAGCCAACAGCUCAGCACAGCCAGUAGCUCAGAAUCCCAGCGCCAGCACCGCUUCCCUGCAGCAAGCCAAGCCAAUGGUGGUGAAUGCAACCCCCGUGCGGAUGUCUGUUCCAAUCGUACCAGCGGCUCAGACUGUCAAACAAGUGGCACCCAAACCACUGAACACAACUUCGCAGAUAGUUACCACAAGCCAGCCACAGCAGAGACUUAUUAUGCCUGCCACACAACUGCCGCAGAUCCAACCAAACCUUACCAACCUUCCUCCAGGCACCGUGUUGGCCCCAGCCCCCGGCACAGGAAACAUGGGAUAUGCAGUUCUCCCGGCUCAGUAUGUCACACAGCUACAGCAAUCCUCCUAUGUAUCCAUAGCCAGCAACACCGGCCUCAGUGGGACAUCAAGCAUCCAAACCCAAGCUCGACUGCCAUUUAAUGGAAUAAUAUCCUCCGAGUCUGCAAAUCGGCCCCGAAAACCGUGCAAUUGCACCAAAUCCUUGUGUCUGAAGUUGUACUGUGACUGCUUUGCCAAUGGUGAGUUCUGCAACAACUGCAACUGUACGAAUUGUUACAAUAACCUGGACCAUGAAAACGAGAGGCAAAAGGCAAUCAAGGCCUGCCUUGACAGAAACCCUGAGGCGUUCAAGCCCAAAAUAGGGAAGGGAAAGGAAGGCGAAUCGGACAGGCGGCACAGCAAAGGUUGCAACUGCAAGAGGUCCGGGUGCCUCAAAAACUAUUGUGAAUGCUAUGAGGCAAAGAUCAUGUGCUCCUCAAUUUGUAAAUGUAUCGGCUGCAAGAACUUCGAAGAAAGCCCCGAGCGGAAGACGUUAAUGCACUUGGCAGAUGCGGCUGAAGUGCGAGUCCAGCAACAAACGGCUGCCAAGACGAAGCUGUCCUCACAGAUUUCAGACCUGCUUAGGCCGGCACCAGUGCUGUCCAGUGGAGGGGGAAAGUUGCCGUUCACAUUUGUCACCAAGGAGGUUGCUGACGCAACGUGCGACUGUUUACUUGCACAAGCCGAGCAGGCCGAGAAAGCCGGGAAGUCGAAAGCGAUGGUGGAACGGAUGAUCCUGGAGGAAUUUGGACGUUGCCUGAUGAGAAUCAUUAACACGGCAGGAAAGUCUAAAAGUGACGCUUGUGCCAUGAAUUGCUGACUGUCUCGAAAACGAGCCGCUGUCUGAACUGGGGGGACACUAAAAGGCACAGAGACACUUUCUGGUUCACAGCAGCUGAUAAUAGUGAUAGUUUUUCAUUCUUAAUUUGGUGCUGCUUAGUUUGCAUUGGCUUAUGUUAAUGUCGAACCAAGAGACCUCUAUAAUAAUGAGUACCUUUUUAAGCUGAACUUUCUUCCACCCGGCUUCUAAACUGUGGAGCAGUGGAUUUCUUCUGUCUCUUUUAGAAAAAGGUUCUUCAAGCAAUCUUUUAAAUUGUUAUUUGAAAUUUUAGUGUUGAAUUGGUAUGGGAAAGGAGUGGGGGAAUAAGGCAUCAAUACAGUCCUUCCAUCAGGAGCAUUUCCCCUGGACGCCCCAAAACAAAACAACAAUAUUGUACAGAUACUUCCAAUGGAAUUGAUUGGGAUCGCAGUGCAAAUUUGGCUUUGCAUCAGAAUCAGUAGUCUGUGGGUUUCCUGAUGCUGAAAGCGGAGGAAAAACUUUUUCCUAAAAGCAUUUCAGGAAGGUAUGCAAAUCUCGAGGAUUGUCUUGCUAGCCACAGUUCUGAUUUCAUGGGGAACAGAGUUAGUAGGAACACCACAAUGAGCUUUACUUUAAGAAUAACACAUUUGCAGAACUAGGUGCAGAGAUUCACUACAAAUCAAGGUCAAAACUAGCAAUCAGCCUGAAAUAUCAUAGAACAAUCUUAAAUGUACCAUUCCAGGUUGUAAUAAGCUGCUUCCUUGCCGGUUCCGAGAGAUCAAUAUAUGGCUUGUUUUGACUGAUUUUAUCUCCCAGACAUUCCUCAGUAUUCUAAAUGACAGAAGUAAAAAAACGUGUCAAGAAUUGAGUUAUUAUCCUGGUAGCAGCCAGUAAACUGACAGUCAUCCCCAGUAGAUCAUCUAGUAGCAUAAUUCUAGUUUCCUUCGCAAUGUGUAACUUAAUAUGUACUUAAAUAUUGUUGCAUAAAGUUUAGAAGAUUUUCAGAUCUUCUAAACUGUAUGCACUUCAACAAUAUUUAAGUAGGGAAAAAAUCCUCACAUCUUUUUUCCAGCUCUCCAACAUAAAUGUGCAGAGGUAAACGAUGUUUGGGAAUUUUGCAUGCCAUUCAAAUCCAUAUUUUCCAGGAAGACCCUUUCUUCUAACGCUGCUGCAUAAAUGAACACACGUCAGUGAUGUUUGGGGAUCUUCCACACCAUUCAAAAGAAGUCUUUUCCAAGGGGACCCUUUUUUAAAAUUAAUUCACAGGGGACAAAGCAUAAGGUAAAUCAACAGUCCAGUUAUUUUACUUAUUGGGUAGCCCUUAAUCAACUCUCCAUAGAUACUGGCCGAGAUCUUGAAAAAGAAGUCCACACAACUAGUUGUGUUCACCCAAGAGUUGCCCCUUGAGUUCCUUAAAUAGAAUUUUACACAGGAAAGCAUUUUUGAAACUGAGAGGAAACUUCCUGAGAUGGUCAGUGAUAUAGCAUAGGGGUUGGAGGGAGUGGGGCUUCUUUUUAAAGAAGCAAAUAAAAGGUCUAUGUGGAAUGUAGCUGAAGGAAACUCUGGAUCCUGGCCACCUUUGGUGGGAAUGCACAGAAAUGGCUUCAAGGGUUGCGAUGAUUCUAAUUUGCAGGAGCUGCGCUCAUGUGUUGUUUUAAGUUGUGCAAAGUGAGGAGCUGAGAGGGCAGUUUUUAAGCAAGAGUUUUUAACGGUGGUGAUAUUUGUAAAGCAAACUGCACGGACCCUUUUGUGCCCAUGUAUGUCCUGCAAAAUGUAUCAGACUUGGGAAAACCAGAUGUUCUGAGGUGACCCUAGAUACAGUACAAAUUGGAACAUGGAUGACCAGAGUGGGUGAGAACCGGAAUUGCAUGUAAUUGCCAUGCAUAUAUUUCAGCAGAAAGCAACCAGAUCUUACUUAGGAGGCAUUAACAGAGAGGUGUUCAAACCUAGCUGCUGCUUGAUAGAAGAAUGUUAAAGCUGGCCACCUCUCUGAUACCCCCUCAAGUUAACUUAUAUUUUAAAAAUAAAUUUUAGCCACUGAAUGUUUCAGCCUGACAAUGCGGACAUAACGGAACAUAUCGGACCUCUUGGUGGAACAGAAAGAGAAGGAAACGUCAUUGCUAGGGAUGAAGAUUGCUAGAAGUAACCCCUUUCUAACGAAUCUUAUUAAAACGUUAACACAGUUACGUGGAGCUUUUUAGCGCAGCAAAUUGUUCAGGGUCUCCUGAAUUGGAUGUAAGCCCUCGCAUCUGAAUUGGCAGACGCUUGCUGGAUAUCUUUGUAAUUACAAUACCACAGGUCUUUUGUUCUAAAAGGGACAUUUUCUCUGUGUUAACUAUACACAUAUAUGCUAUUAUGGAACUGUGUAAGUAUACACAUAGCAGGAUUGCAUAGUUGUGCACACCAUCCUGAAAAGGGAGCGGUGGUUCAUUUUAGCAGAAUUGUUUUAUAAUUAGAACUCUCACUUGAGGGUGCAAAGUCAGUGCAUUACUAUUCAGAGUAGAUGAUGAGGACUCACCUUUUACUGAUACCAUACACGUCGGUAUAAUAGGAGCUGUAUAAAUGUAAAUUAGUGUAAGUGGAUAAAUAAUACUUGAUCAAGUUAUUUUUCAAACAGAUCGCAACGCGCAUCCUUUUUCGUCUAGAACUAAAAUCCGUGCUUACUUUUUUUGUAAAUAUUCUGUGUCUUAUUCUAACUUGCACCUUUUUUUGUGAUGUGUAUUUAUAAGCGUGCAGAAAACCUUUUGUGGAGUUUGGAUUCCUGUUGUAGAUUAUGUAUGACGGAAUGGCGUGUAAAGAUUUGAAGAAGGUGCAAUCAAAGAUCUAGUUUUCUGGCUCUCUUGGAACAAGCUUCCUUUACUGUUUAGCUUGACUCUCUCUCUCCCCCCCUCCCCCACCCCCGGCCUUUUGCAUGAAAUUGCUGAAGAAAAUAGUAAAAACACAUCAAGAUGUUGUGAGCAGUUCAUGAGGCGCACCUGUGGCGUAUCCUCUCCAUUUCAUUAGAGCAGAUGCGGAAUCCCUCCAAAAGCCCCAAUAGAAACAUUUCUGCUUCUUGGUCAGACCCAUUGUCAGUAGAGUUUGGGAGGGGGAGAAGAAGGGUGCUUGGGGUUAAUUUUCUAGUUCUGGUUUACAUCUAAAAAUAGAUUUAAAUUUAUAUUUACUAGACCUAUUCAGAGAUUACACUUUUCUAUAUUGUAAAAAAACAGAACUGUCAGAUAAAUCACAAAGAAAAAAAAAUAAAACCUUUAUACUAUUCUGUA